AUGGCGCACACGAUAUUACUGGUACAGCCGGGUUCUAAUCCAGAAACCAGGACCUACACGGAUUACGAGUCCUUUAACGAGUGCUUGGAGGGAGUGUGUAAGAUAUACGAGAAGCACUUAAAAAGGCGCAAUCCGAAUACCCCAACGAUUAGCUACGAUUUAUCGCAAUUGUUUGACUUCAUAGACCAGCUUGCGGAUUUAAGUUGCUUGGUGUAUCAAAAGUCUGUUAACGCUUAUGCUCCCUACAAUAAGGAUUGGAUAAAAGAGAAGAUUUAUAUAUUGAUGAGGCAAGCGGCUGGCGCCCCAGCAGUUUAG
Phyllotreta striolata is the source of this 315-nucleotide messenger RNA. The record is from the annotation of a GenBank genome assembly. NCBI's taxonomy places the organism in Eukaryota, Metazoa, Arthropoda, Insecta, Coleoptera, Chrysomelidae.